GUUGUGAGCCGGCUCAUCGGCAUGGAGACGCAGGAACUUCGGGGGCCCCUGGCUCUUCUCCUCCUCUGCUCCUUUGCCUCUGCUAGUCAGGACCUUCAGGUGAUUGACCUGCUGACUAUGGGUGAGUCUCGGCAGAUGGUGGCCAUGGCAGAGAAAAUCCGGACAGCCCUACUGACAGCUGGGGAUAUCUACCUUCUGUCUACUUUCCGGCUGCCUCCCAAACAGGGUGGUGUUCUCUUUGGCCUCUACUCUCGCCGUGACAAUACUCGUUGGCUGGAAGCCUCCAUUGUGGGCAAGAUCAACAGAGUGUUGGUUCGGUACCAGCGGGAGGAUGGAAAAGUACAUGCAGUGAACCUACAGCAAGUGGGCCUGGCAGAUGGACGUACCCACACUGCCCUAUUGCGCCUCCGUGGCCCUUCCCGGCCUAGCCCUGCUCUACAGCUCUAUGUGGACUGUAAGCUAGGUGACCAGCAUGCUGGGCUCCCCGCAUUGGCUCCUAUUCCUCCUGCUGAAGUUGAAGGGCUAGAGGUUCGGACUGGCCAGAAGGCUUAUCUGAGAAUGCAGGGCUUCAUAGAGUCCAUGAAAAUGAUUCUGGGGGGAUCAAUGGCCCGAGUCGGGGCACUGAGUGAAUGUCCAUUCCAAGGGGAUGAGGAGUCGAUUCAUAAUGCAGUGACUGGAGUACUUCACUCUAUCCUAGGUGAACAGACCAAGGCACUAGUCACCCAGCUUACCCUCUUCAACCAGAUCUUGGUUGAGCUUCGAGAGGACAUCCGGGACCAGGUUAAGGAGAUGUCCUUGAUCAGAAACACCAUCAUGGAGUGUCAGGUGUGCGGCUUCCACGAGCAACGUUCCCACUGUAGCCCAAGUCCCUGCUUCCGUGGUGUGGACUGCAUGGAGGUCUACGAGUACCCAGGCUACCGGUGUGGGCCUUGCCCCCCUGGUCUUCAGGGCAAUGGCACCCACUGUACUGAUAUAAAUGAGUGUGCCCAUGCAGAUCCCUGCUUUCCAGGCUCCAAAUGUAUCAACACCAUGCCAGGAUUUCACUGUGAGGCCUGUCCUCAAGGGUAUAAAGGGACCCAGGUGUCUGGUGUGGGCAUUGACUAUGCUCGUGCCAGCAAACAGGUCUGCAAUGAUGUGGAUGAAUGUAAUGAUGGCAACAAUGGUGGCUGCGACCCCAAUUCUGUCUGCACAAAUACUGUGGGUUCCUUCCAGUGUGGUCCAUGCCGUUCAGGUUUCCUGGGUAACCAGAGCCAGGGCUGUCUCCCGGCCCGGGCCUGUCAAAGUCCAGCACGCAACCCCUGCCAUGUCCAUGCUCACUGUCUGUUCGAGCGCAAUGGCGCUGUGUCUUGUUCGUGCAACAUAGGGUGGGCAGGGAAUGGGAAUGUCUGUGGUCCAGACACUGACAUCGAUGGCUACCCAGACCAGGCCCUGCCCUGCAUGGAUAACAACAAACACUGUAAGCAGGACAAUUGCCUCUUGACACCCAAUUCCGGGCAGGAGGAUGCCGACAAUGAUGGAGUGGGUGACCAGUGUGAUGAUGAUGCUGAUGGUGACGGAAUCAAGAAUGUGGAGGAUAACUGUCGGCUGUUUCCCAACAAAGACCAGCAGAACUCAGACACGGAUUCAUUUGGUGAUGCCUGUGACAACUGUCCCAAUGUACCUAACAAUGACCAGAAGGACACAGACAGCAACGGGGAAGGGGACGCUUGUGACAACGAUGUGGAUGGGGAUGGAAUCCCUAAUGGGCUGGACAAUUGCCCAAAAGUCCCUAACCCCCUGCAGACAGAUCGGGACGAGGAUGGGGUGGGGGAUGCUUGUGACAGCUGCCCAGAAAUGAGUAAUCCCACCCAGACAGAUGCAGACAGUGACCUGGUAGGGGACGUCUGUGACACGAACGAAGACAGUGAUGGUGAUGGGCACCAGGAUACCAAGGACAACUGCCCCCAGAUACCCAACAGCUCCCAGCUUGAUUCAGACAAUGAUGGACAGGGUGAUGAGUGUGAUGGAGACGAUGACAAUGAUGGGGUCCCAGAUUAUGUGCCCCCUGGUCCUGACAACUGUAGGCUGGUGCCUAACCCCAACCAGAAGGACUCAGAUGGCAAUGGCGUGGGGGACGUGUGUGAAGAUGACUUCGACAAUGAUGCGGUGGCUGAUCCCCUUGACGUGUGUCCUGAGAGUGCUGAAGUGACACUCACUGACUUCCGGGCUUAUCAGACUGUAGUCCUGGAUCCUGAGGGGGAUGCCCAGAUUGACCCAAAUUGGGUUGUACUCAACCAGGGUAUGGAAAUUGUUCAGACUAUGAACAGUGACCCUGGCCUGGCUGUUGGGUACACCGCCUUCAAUGGAGUGGACUUCGAGGGCACCUUCCACGUGAACACAGUGACAGAUGAUGACUAUGCUGGUUUUCUCUUCAGCUACCAAGAUAGUGGCCGCUUCUAUGUAGUGAUGUGGAAGCAGACAGAGCAAACUUACUGGCAGGCUACACCCUUCCGCGCUGUAGCCCAACCUGGCCUGCAGCUCAAGGCAGUGAAGUCGGUGUCUGGGCCAGGUGAGCACCUCCGAAAUGCCCUGUGGCAUACAGGCCACACACCAGAGCAAGUUCGCCUAUUGUGGACGGAUCCACGAAAUGUGGGCUGGCGGGACAAGACUUCCUACAGAUGGCAGCUGCUUCACAGACCUCAAGUUGGAUAUAUCCGGGUGAAGCUCUAUGAGGGUCCCCAGCUGGUGGCAGAUUCCGGGGUGAUCAUUGAUACAUCUAUGCGGGGGGGUCGCCUGGGUGUCUUCUGCUUCUCCCAGGAAAACAUCAUCUGGUCUAAUCUCCAGUAUCGGUGCAAUGACACAGUGCCUGAGGAUUUUGAGCCAUUCAGGAGGCAGUUGCUUCAGGGAAGGGUGUGAGGGUUGCUCCAGGAAGAUCCAGGAUCUAGUCAAGACCUCCUGGUUCUGGAUUGGAGGUGCAGGGGACGAGUCUUUCCAAACUCUCAGCUGAGCAUGAGAAUCUCUUCCACCCCUUUCCUUCCACUCCAGAUGGGUUGGGGAUCCAACUGCUCAGUGUGUGAGAAGUUUGGAGAUGUUUCUUGGGUUCCAUCCCUCCCCCCUACCCCCCAUACCCCUUUCCAGGAAAAAUAUUUCUAUAAAGUUCUUGUUUUCUACCCA
Molecule: messenger RNA, 3153 nt
Organism: Trichosurus vulpecula (common brushtail)
Lineage: Eukaryota; Metazoa; Chordata; Mammalia; Diprotodontia; Phalangeridae
Gene: THBS3
Product: thrombospondin 3
Exons: 23
Coding region: 22-2895 (957 amino acids)
Biological process (GO): cell adhesion
Cellular component (GO): extracellular region
Molecular function (GO): calcium ion binding; heparin binding
Source: RefSeq, a predicted model, not a curated record